Pantherophis guttatus is the source of this 6446-nucleotide messenger RNA. Its product is annotated as serine/threonine-protein phosphatase 4 regulatory subunit 1-like. Gene Ontology annotation, molecular function: protein phosphatase regulator activity. NCBI's taxonomy places the organism in Eukaryota, Metazoa, Chordata, Lepidosauria, Squamata, Colubridae. The record is from RefSeq and is a predicted model, not a curated record. Gene Ontology annotation, biological process: protein dephosphorylation. Gene Ontology annotation, cellular component: cytoplasm.
CCCUCCGGCUCUCCAGGCGCGCCUCGGUUUUUUCGCGCAGUCCUCGCCUCAACGCCAUUAGAUUACUCCCCUCCCCCCCACACCCCCUCCCACCUCUCCGCCUCAGGACUGGGGAGCCGGGCGAGGAGGAGCGGCGGGGAAGAAAGGUUCUCCUUCACGGAGAGACCGCCAUUGACGUUUUGACUUCGGGGGCGAGACCAAGGCGUUGCCCAAAAGGCGACCGGGAUAAAGCCGGCAGCUCCUCCUUCUUUCGGCAGUCCUCUCCGGACCCCAGUCUCCUCCCCACCCAUGCGCCUUUCAAAAUGGCUGGGAUCCCUUUGUAUUUUGUGGAUUUGCAGGAUGACUUAGAUGAUUUUGGGUUUGAAGACUAUGGACCAGAUUGUGAGAGCAUGAGGAUAACUGCUUUCCUGGACAUUCCAGGGCAGGAUAACUUAACUCCACUUGGACGUUUAGAAAAAUAUGCUUUUAGCGAUAAUAUAUUUAACAGGCAAAUAAUUGCCAGGGGUCUACUUGAUGUCUUUCGAGAUUUCAAUCAUAAUGAAGAUGAUUUCUUGACAGUUAUGUCAAUAGUGGUCCGGCUAUCUGAAGAUACAGAACCUACUGUACGGACAGAAUUAAUGGAACAGAUACCACCCAUUGCCAUUUUUCUACAGGAGAGUAGGCCAAACUUUCCUGCAGCAUUUUCUGAAUACCUUAUGCCUAUAGUGGUGAGAUACCUCACAGAUCCAAAUAAUCAGGUUAGAAAAGCAAGCCAGGAUUCACUGCUAAUAUUACUGGAUCAACAACUUAUUGCUCAACAUGAUAUUGAAAAUAAGGUGUGUCCAAUUCUGUUGGAGCUUUCUGCUCCGGAAAGUGAUGAUGAAUACAAGGUGGAGGCAGUCAAUAUAAUCUGCAAAAUGGCAUCUAUGGUGAACAAAUCUACCCUUGAGCGCUUGCUGCUUCCUCGAUUCUGUGAGCUUUGCAGCGAUGGAAAACUCUUUCAAGUUCGGAAGGUCUGUGCAGCCAGCUUUGGUGAUAUAUGCAGCGCAGUUGGGCAAGAAGCCACAGAAAAUAAUUUGAUUCCAAAGUUUUUUGAGCUCUGCUCUGAUAACAUUUGGGGUAUGCGGAAAGCUUGUGCUGAAUGCUUUAUGGCUGUUUCCUGUACUGUUUCUCCUGAGGUUCGGAGGACCAAACUGUCUCCCCUCUUCAUCGGUCUCAUUAGUGAUCCUUGCAGAUGGGUUCGUCAAGCUGCUUUCCAAUCACUUGGUCCUUUCAUUUCUACUUUUGCAAACCCUUCCAGUGCUGGUCUUUACAUUCGAGAGGAUGGGACGCUCAGCAUCCGGCCUUGUAGUCCAUGCCCAGACCACAGUGCAAAUGUAAAGCUAUCAAGAUCAGAGAACUCAGUGGAAAAUAAAUUGGAAUCUCUGGCAGUGGAAUCUUCCUUUACCCCUGUGGUUUGUUCUGAAAUGUCACACCUGGAUGCACAGAAUCAAUGUUCAGCCAUACACAUCAAUUUUGGACUAGAUCAGACUAUAUUACCUCAGGGAGAUGAGACUUUUUUAACUAACGAUAUUAAAAACUGUCAAACCAGCGAAUAUCAGGAAAUUAGCUCAAGAAUCCAGUCCGGACAAGAUGUGUUUAAUACUUUCUUAUACUGGCGACCUCCUCUUCCUGAUAUAAGCCAAGAUAUAGAGCUUCUUCAGGGCAAGACAGAGAUACAUGAGAGCAACUCUGUAUCACAGGCACUUUAUAAUAACUGCGUUGCCAGCAGUGAAAUUAAAAAAGUUCUGCAAAGUUUGCAGCAGCACAUGGAUGACCCCGAUGUUCAAGCUCAGGUUCAAGUACUGUCUGCUGCACUCAGAGCUGCCCAUCUUGAUUCUGUCAGUGGCUGUGACAGCAAGCAGAAUGUGGAAGUUAAUGAUACCUAUCAAGAAGACAUCCCAAAUUUGGUCUGUACUUCCAGAACAGCAGAUGUGAAUAUCUUAUCUUCAUUGCCAAGUCUGGCUGAUGUGAUUAAGUUACCUGAUCCAACUAUAAUAAAAAAUGCGAAGUCAGAAGAACAACACAAUGAUGUCAACAAAGCUUUAGAGGCACAAGAGAAUGAUCCACAUCUUGAAGAAGAUAAAUCAAAAUUGCAGGACAUUAUACCUCAGCCUUUGUUGGAGCAGUAUUUAUCUAUGACAGACCCUGCUCGAGCACAGACAGUUGAUACUGAAAUUGCGAAACACUGUGCAUACAGUCUUCCUGGUGUGGCCUUAACACUUGGCAGGCAAAAUUGGCAUUGUUUGAAGGACACCUAUGAAACUUUAGCAUCCGACGUACAGUGGAAAGUCCGUCGCACGCUUGCUUUUUCCAUUCACGAGUUGGCUGUAAUUCUGGGAGAUCAGCUAACAGCAGCCGAUUUAGUGCCUAUUUUCAAUGGUUUCUUAAAAGAUCUGGAUGAAGUACGCAUUGGAAUCCUCAAACAUCUUUAUGAUUUCUUAAAGUUGCUUCAUGCUGAAAAAAGACGUGAGUACCUUUAUCAGCUUCAAGAAUUUGUGGUAACUGACAAUAGCAGGAAUUGGAGAUUUCGUUAUGAACUUGCAGAGCAGCUCAUUUUGAUACUUGAACUUUAUAAUCCCAAUGAUGUGUACGACCACUUAAGACAUAUUGCACUAACGCUCUGUUCAGAUAAAGUUUCUGAAGUUAGGUGGAUCUCCUUCAAAUUGGCCGUAGCAAUACUGCAGAAGUUCUAUGCAUACAAUGCAACCUCUCUGGGAUUAAAUUUCAUUAAUGAGUUGAUUAUGAGAUUCCGCCAUUGUUCCAAGUGGGUUGGUCGACAAGCAUUUGCCUUCAUCUGCCAGGCAGUAGUUGAAGAAGAAUGCAUGCCCGUGGACCAGUUUGUUGAACACCUGUUGCCCAGCCUUCUAAGCCUGGCUUCUGAUCCUGUGCCAAAUGUACGGGUUUUGCUUGCCAAAGCAUUGAGGCAGACAUUAUUGGAGAAAGCGUAUUUUAGAAGUGUCGGGAACCCUCAUCUGGAUGCUGUGGAAGAGACUGUUUUGGUUCUCCAAGCGGAUAGGGAUCAAGACGUUUCAUUUUUUGCCACCAUCAAACCAAAACUCAGUAACAUGCAUAUCACGUUACUUGAAAAGCAAAAUUAACAUUUUUUUGUGCAUGUAGUCUAUGAAAUUACUAUUCAGCUAACAAGUUCCUGCUAUGACUACUAACCGACAUGGUAGAAGAGGACUCUUAUCAAGGAAAUAAUGCAAUUCGCAAGAAAAGGCCAUGUUCUUAAUCCUGUUUAUUAAAGUGAGAAACAUGUUUGUCCUUUUAUGUACAUGCCACCUUGAUAUGGAAUAUUUGGUUUUUUAAAUUUUUUAAUAUAAUUAUGUUCUUUCAUGAAUACGAGGAGUAAUGCUUGUCUAUCAAACAUCCAGCUAUAUGUUCAUAUGGUUAUGUGAGCUUGUGCAUAUUUGCAGCUCAAACAUCAUUCCACAAACUAAGAAUGCCUUUCACGCUGACUCAAGUUACAGUGACAAACCAGGACAAUACUUGGUUUGACUAAAAUUAAGAGCAUUGUUGGUGAACCUAAAACACGUGGGCCUCUUGCUUAUUUUGUUCUUAAUUGAACCACGGGCAUCCCCAUUAUAUUGUAUUACAUUAUUUAAAGCAUGAAAAUGUGCUCUUUGGUAAAGAGUUCAGAAAACAAAUCUGUAACUUGAAAAAAGAUAAAGUAAAAGUGCAGAUUAAUGUUCUCUUUAAGGUGAUGGCAGACAGUUUCAUGAUCGUUAGCAGAGUGUGGGAAAUUAAAUGAACUAUUCUUUGUCCUUCCUAUUCACCUGUUAUCUUUGGCCGGUGCUGGUCUGUCUUGUGAUGAGAACUGCUGUUUUUAAACAGCUACAUCUGAAGAAAUCCUUACAUAUUUUCUAGGGUAUAUUUCAUUGGAGACGGUUUGAUGCUUGGGUCUAUAAACCGCAGGAAUAGGACUGACAUGUUUUGGGGAGUUUCUCAACAUUUGCUCAGUAGAAGGAAAUUAACAUUUUCUCUUAGAAAGAAGCUAGGGAUAUGAGUUAGCAUAAGUUUGAAGUUCCAAGAAUUGAGUGUGUAUACUGGGAAUAUUCUUUUUUUCCCCAAGAUUGACAGAAAAUUCAGUAUGAAAUAUUUUAUCUAGCAAUCUGUAUAGCCCUUGGAUUUUGCAGAACUCCCCUAAAUGUGUAUUCCAUCAUCAGCUAUGUCUGAAGAUUGAGAGACCUUCUGAAACAGCUUUCCACUUAGUAUGGGAGGAUCUCCACUUAGAGGGCAAAUGGCCCUUAGACCAACCUUGAUCCCUGAGCUUCUUCCUGAAGCUAUAGAAUAAAAUAAUAGUUUUUCUUAAUUGCUUUGGACAAGAUAAAAAUGGGAAAAAAAAUAUAAAUCAGAAAAGGAAAGGGAAAGAGGUAGAUCAAUGUUUCUCUUGAUUUUACAUUGUUAAAAUACAGUAAUACAAGAGAUUUGGAAAAACAAUGAAACUUUGAUCUAUGAAGUGUUUCCCAACCUUGGCAACUUUCAGAUAUGUGGACUAGCUGGCUGGGGAAUUCUGGGAAUUGAAGUCCACAUAUUUAAAGUUACCAAGGUUGAAAAACCAUGGUCUAGUGAGAGCUGCUGGACAUAGCCUUCCCACCUUAAAGAUUAUACUGUGAGUCCCCUAGCUCUAGAUAGAUACGAACAUUUAACUUAUACAAAGAAUUUACUAUAUAUACUAGUGUAAGAACUAACCCCCCAUCCCCCAUCCCCAAAACAACCCCCUCUUACAGCAUGAUUUGUUUGGCAGAACGAAAAUGUAUGUGACAUAGGCACCUCCUAGGAAUCAUUCACGGAAAUAAAUGAUCAUUGCUUGAGUUAAUGGUUUUUUAGUUACGGAACAAUAUUCUUAAAAUGUUUUUAAAUUGUGUAUUGAAAUAGACAAGGUUUUUAAUCCCAAAAAUCUAUAAGAAAGAUUUUAAUUUUGGGAUAAACAUAGUGGAAUCACUUUAGAAAAUCUGUAAAAUAUGCUUUGUUGCAAGCCUGAUUAUUUAGCUAAUAUCUUAAAUGUCCUUGUUACAAAUAAGUAGCUGUCCUGUGUAUUGUCUGUUUGUGUCUUUUUUUAAAAAAAAAAUACAAUGAUUUAAUUUAUUAGAAUUGUUUAACACAUUUUGGACACAAUGCUAUGAAAGAUUGUGUUCCAGGUUGCGAAACAGUUUUUAGAUUUUAUAAUAAUCUUAUUUACUUUGCAAGUUUCUAAAAUGUUUUUUGAACAUCUAAAAAUAUGUCUUUGGUAUUUCAGUAUAAAAAUGUGUAAACUAAAUUCUGCAAGCUGAUUCUAUAUUUAAGUGUUUGAGUAAGUUUUAAACAAAAUGCCUCUUCAAUGCAAAUGAUUUUUUAAUGUCUGCAGUUACUCUGCAGUGACAGUUCUUUUGUAGUUUCACUAUCUUUUUCUAACGCUAGUAUCCUACAAAUAUUUUAAUACCGGUAGUUAAGAUUUUUCUAAAAAAUUGUUCAAUUUUUGCUUCUGUAAAAAGUUCAUUUUUUUCAUCACCAUGUUUUUGAAUGCAUGUAGAAAUGUCUGAAAAGAACUGUAUAUAUAAUCUGCUGUUUAGACAUUAAAACAGUUGUUUGAUGGCCAUCUUAAUUUUAGAUUAGAAUUAUUUCCCGCACUAUCCAACUAAAUAUCAAAAAUCUGCGUGGAGAACGUUGAUGUAGUUUUCAUGAAAAUACUUUAAUUGGCAUUAUUUAUGCAUGAGUAAAUGGCUGAAAAUUUUCACUGAAAUGACAAAUCAAACUUUUCGUUAAUAAUUACCACCUUUUCCUAGAUCUGAGGAUUUUUAAAAAUUAAACAAUUUUCUUUUUGUUAAAAAAUUUUGUAGAAUGUUUUCAAACUCUAUAGUUGCAUGCAGUAGAGGAAGGAAAAAUUCUGGACACUCCCAACUUGCUUUGGUUCCCCAUAUAUUUUUGCAUUCAGUUUAUUAUUUAGCUUUGGGUUAAAUAAUUGCACCAACACCAUUCAUUUCACAAUGGCUGUUAGACCCACUUAUAUAUCAGCCCUGGGAUCUGUGCAGUACGGUAGUCUUAUGAACUGUUUUACCUGUAAUAAAAACUGCAUGACAGAGUGAUGGUACCUUACAGGUUACUCUGUAGGUGAAAAAACACCAAUGGACACUUGAGGAGGAUAGUCACAUGCUCUUUUUCAAAUAACGUAAACGUAAUUAAACCUCACAGUUAAAGCUGAUACAUAGUCACCUCUUCUUACAGAAGCUGCAUAGAUUUCAUUUUGAAAUCAAACCUGGUGUUGCCUGUUGCAACAUAGUUACAACUCUUUAGUUGCAAUUCUGCUUUAGUAGUUAAACCUGUCAAGAAUGGUGGUUAGAAUCCAAAUAGUCGGAUAGAGUCUGAAUGUGCCACUGAUUUUGUAAGAAUCUAUGUAACUUUCUAUUCUUAUUUAUAUCAAUAAAUUCCACCACUGUUUUAUCAAA